This is a messenger RNA of Tigriopus californicus, 1735 nucleotides long. RefSeq names its product meckelin-like. The transcript has 9 exons. The coding region runs from base 33 to 1643 and encodes 536 amino acids. Gene Ontology annotation, biological process: cilium assembly. The record is from RefSeq and is a predicted model, not a curated record. Gene Ontology annotation, cellular component: ciliary transition zone; MKS complex. Lineage: Eukaryota; Metazoa; Arthropoda; Copepoda; Harpacticoida; Harpacticidae.
GCAAACCCAAGCAUGUUCGUUACUUGAGCAAAAUGAAGAUCAAGAUUCGAAUGUUGAACACACGAGAAGAUCCUAAGAAAGCCGGGCGGAUCUACCCUCCAAUAGUUGUUAUCGAAUACGGCGAUAUCUCUCGAGAUGCUUUGGAAGAAAGCCAGGAGGGCUUAGAUUUCAGUUUCGAGGUCAAUUACGAAAUGGACAUGAAAGAGUCAAAGAAAGACAUCGAGAUUUCCGCCGGCGUCAUGAGUGUGUUCGCAGUUCUAUGGUCUGGGGUUCAAACCUGGUCGUGGUCAAGACGCUCCGGAAAAGUGACCAUUGAUCCACUAACCGUUGUGAAGCUUGUCCUUUUCACUUGCGGAAAUCUGGCCCAUAUAUUUCUCAUAAUAGUGUUCUUCUCCAGUCUGGUUUGGGCGGCAUUCUUCAAAUUUCAGGAUCACCUCCAUGUGAUGCUACCAAGUUCUGAUCAGGAAAUGCUCAUAAAGUACUACAUUAUUGCCAUCUUUUGUUUAAAGACUGUCGAUGUCAUUCAUUUGAUCGUCUCUCAAAUCACAGUAGAUAUAUUCCUAUUGGAUUGGGAACGACCUAAGGCCGUGUCUUCAUCUGGAACUCAUGGCGAACUCACCAAAGAAGAAGCUGUCUCCGUGUGGAGAACAUACCUUGUGGCGAAUGAAUGGAAUGAGCUCCAAGUUCGUCGAAAAACGAACGUAGGGCUGCAAAUCAUCAUCCUCAUACUUCUCUUUCAAGUAAUAGGCUUAGAACAUUACGCAACAGCGGAUCCGAAAAUGUCCCUGUCGUUCAAAGACGGCGAAUACCACAGCCAAUACAGCUUUGUAUGCCGUUUUGCCCUAGCAGUGGUCAUUUACAUGGGAGUAGCUCUUAUCCAAGCCCUUUUUUGGACCUUGAUUUACGCUGGAGUCGUGGAAAACAAAAUGGAACAAUUUGCGGAUGUAUGCUCGCUCUCAAAUAUUUCCGUGUUCAUCUUGGCUGCGAAUAACUUCGGCUAUUACAUCCACGGAAAGUCAGCCCAUGGAUCUGCGGAUACCGACAUGGCGACUCUGAUCGAGCAGCUCCAACGGGAGGCCGAUGACCGAUGUCCUCAUCGUGGACUGCAGGCUCAAACGGAUGAUCAAAGCUUCACCAUGACUUUGCCAACAAAGUUGAAGUCGUACUACGACAAAAUAGUCACCCCUGCUACUGAUUUGGCUGGCAUCAAGGGCGGGCCUAGAAUCUCCAAACUCUCUGGGAACGCAAUUCAACAUAUGGUGGAAGCUUAUUCAACAAUGAACAAGUUCCUCACUCGAUUCCUCGAGCACGCACUCAAAGAUUUAGAUUACGAGAUCAAAGACAAGUUUGUUUUGGAGAAAAUUCUUGAUGUCGAGUUUCAAGACGUGAACAUCACGGAAAAGGCCAUUUUCUAUGCAGAUAGUGGCCAUUCAUUCGACGCAGUGCUGUUCUAUGGAAAUGAAUUUUCCCUUUUGACGUUUGAUAUGAUGGUAUUCAUCUUUGUCGAUCUUUUCGCGGAAGACUUCGUUCUAGCUGGAGUUGUAACCUUCUUCGCAGCCGAGUGUCUGAACUUCGUACGCUAUCACUUGGGAAAACAGAAUCUGGCCAGGAAGACUUUGAUUGACAAAAGAUUCUUAAUAUAAGACCAAUGCGAUUGCUACUCUAAGUAUUGAUAACCAUUUGUAAAUAAUUGUGUGCCAAAAGACUACCAAAAUAAAUCGAGUUCUUACCUUCA